This is a messenger RNA of Populus trichocarpa (black cottonwood), 1958 nucleotides long. Its product is annotated as protein ANTI-SILENCING 1. Lineage: Eukaryota; Viridiplantae; Streptophyta; Magnoliopsida; Malpighiales; Salicaceae. The transcript has 6 exons. Gene Ontology annotation, molecular function: RNA binding; chromatin binding. Bases 710 to 1693 code for a protein of 327 amino acids. The record is from RefSeq and is a predicted model, not a curated record.
UUUGUUAACGGCUUUGACGUUUGGUUUUCUUCAGCUAAUUUUUUUUCUUAAUGUUCUCUCUCUCAUGGCGUUAUUUGUGGAUUUAUUGGGUUUUGUUUUUGUCCUUCUGGGUUGUGUGCACUCGUUUUAGUUUAUUCCACUUGCUGGCCGUCAUACUUCCUCUGUGCCAUUUUUCUCUCCUGAUGAUCAGUUUUAUUUUCCUUUAGGUUUGGAACUUUGAGCCCAUAUGGUUAUUUUUGCCUAAUUUCAGGGUUUUUGGUUUAAAGGAUAAAUCUAGCUCCCUCUGUGUGUGUGUGUGUGUGUGUGUGUGUUUGGGUGAGUGAUAGAAAUUCCGUUUAAGAGGGGUGCUUAUUUUUGCAUGAUAAUGGUUAUAUGUGUUUGGAAUUCCUCCAGUUUAGCUUUCAUGUUGGUGCCCACUUCUUGCUAGUGGCGCCUUUACUUAAGGGUCAUGGGCCUUAUUCUUUCGCUUUUGGCGCGGCAACUGGAAUUAUAUUGUUCCCCAACUUUUACUGGCCAUACGAAUUCUUCUAAAACUAUAAGUGUGAAAUGCUUGGCUGUUCAACUUAGAGACUAUUCACGAGGGUUCUCUUUGAAAUAGUUCAAGGAGUAUUUCUAAAGGCAUUUCUUUAUUGCAAGAAGCUUAAUUGAAAGUUAGAGCAUCAUUUCAUAAAUAAGGGGCUGAGUGUUGCUAGCGGGAAAUAAAUACGCCAUGUCGCAUCUCAAGAAGGAAAAUGGAUUAGAGAAUCAGAUAUUCAAGUGGGGUACUAAGAGGGGAGUUGGGCGGUUGAACAAAGAGAUACAGUUUUAUGAGUCAUUUACAUAUGAUGGAGUUAAAUACUGUCUUCACGAUUGUGUAUGCUUUUACCGUGAAGGUGACUCUGGGACUAACAUUGGUAAACUUGUGCAAAUCUUUGAGACUGCAGCCCAUGAAAGGAUGGUGAGGGCAGUGUGGUUCUUUUGUCCCAAGGACAUACGCAAUUUCUUGGGAGAUUAUAAGCCAAACAGGAAUGAGUUAUUUUUGGCUUCUGGCAAGGGUAAAGGCCUUAGCAAUGUUAAUCUUGUGGAAUCAAUUGUUGGGAAAUGUAAUGUUGUUUGUGCAUCAAAUGACCAGAGAAAUCCUCAAGCAUCUGAACAACAGUUGGAAAUGGCUGACUACAUUUUUUACCGUUCUUUUGAUGUUGGAACAUGCAGAAUAUCUGAGAGCUUUGCAGAUCAGAUCUGUGGAUUUAAAGUGGAGCUUUAUUUCAAUAAAAGAAGAAAUCAGAUGCUCGGCAAUCAUGGAACUCUCGAGCCAAAAGUAAAAGAAUUGACUGGAAAAUCAAUAGUCUUGGAAAAAAUGAAUCGUCAUGCAGUAAAGGAUGGCAAGUCUGGACGCAGCAGCCCAGUGGUUAAAGAAUCCAAGACUCGUACAAAUAUGGAUGACAAGCAACACUUUUCAAACAAGCCCUACAAAUCGAAGUUCUCCGAGGAUCCCUGGCCUCCAAAUGCAUCAUGUACCCAUCCUUAUAAGAAGAGAAAGCUUCUGGGUGAAAAGGCAUGCCAAAUUUCUGAUGAAGUAGGUUUUGGAUUUCGACAAGAUAGUGGUGUAAAAACUGUCAACAAAUCUGUGCAGGGUACUCGAAACCUGGAUUCUCGACAAGGGAAGGAAUUAGAAGAAAUCAGAAACCAGCUGAAGAAGAAAUGUAACAAGUGACAUCUGGAAGCAUCAAGUCCAUGAGUGAGACUUUGCUCAGUUGAUAAUCCGAUUUCACUGUGGAUGCUAUUGCUUUUGCAUGAACUUGUCUUUUGUUUUUGUGAAUUCUGGUGGAUACAUUGGCAUACACAGGUGAUUUUGGGAAUUGUGGUGGACAGAUAGGCAUGCACCCGUACAUAAAAUGUGCAAAUAACAGAAGAUUUUCCUAUUAUUCUGCCCCCCAUUUUUUUUUGUUUGCCUGAUUAAAAGAACUCUAUUUAGCUUU